UUGCUCUCAUCGUAACCACUAACAGAAAUUCAUUUUUUUCCUUUUGUUACAUGCCUGUAUCCUUUCUUUUCCACAUCAUUCAAUCUUUCUCUUGUCCAAGAGUUUCUUGAUUCCAUAAUACAUCAGAUUCCCGGCCGUUUCUUAUCUUUCUUUCCAAAACAUUUAUCUGUUAGUUUUAUUUUUAAGGUCUAUAAUUUAAAAGAAACUAGACAUACAAACGAAAAUGGUGGCUUUAGUUUCUCAAGAAACUGUUAAUGUAGCUUUGGUCUCUCGGACCGGUAGGCAUUUGCAGCGUUACUCUAAAGGGGGUCGUCGUCAAGUUGUUGGGUGUAUACCCUAUAGAUAUAAAACUGGGGAGCAAAAUUACAAGGAGAUUGGAGGAGGAUUAGAAGUUCUUGUGAUCAGUUCACAGAAAGGAAAGGGAUUGUUAUUUCCUAAGGGAGGUUGGGAAUUGGAUGAAACCAUUAAAGAGGCAGCUUCAAGAGAGACACUAGAGGAAGCUGGAGUUCGAGGCAUAGUUGAGUGUGAAUUAGGAAAAUGGAGUUUCAAGAGCAAAACACACGACACCUUUUAUGAAGGAUACAUGUUCCCUCUACUUGUUCAAGAACAAUUAGAGUUCUGGCCUGAGAAAAACGUUCGGGAAAGGAAAUGGAUGAGUGUGGCAGAUGCAAGGGAGUGCUGUCAGCAUUGGUGGAUGAAGGAAGCUUUAGAUAGACUAGUUAAUCGUCUAUCGUCUCAGCAGCAACUUGAAGAUGUAGAAGUAGGAACUAUUCCUCCAAGCUAUCGAAGUAAAUCCAGCUUGUAAAUAGGCAACAAAUUGUUGGAAGAAAAACAGCCAGUGCAGGGCUUUUAGACCAGAAGAACAAGUGAGAAAAGGAAAAAGAAAGGCUAGAUGGAAUUGAGAUGAAGAAGAAAGAGUUUUCUUGUGUUUGUUGCAGUCCCUUUCUUGGAAUUUCAGUUCUGAAAAUCUUGUUAGGUUUAUGUUCGUGGGAACACUAGAAAAAAGGAAAAAGGAAGAAGUUGGGUUAAGAAAGAAACAACAUUUUGAUUGACAUCUGUAAUCUACAAUAUGGUUUCUAUUGGAAACGAAUUUUAGACAAAAAAAUCGUCAAAAUUGUUUUGAUA
Molecule: messenger RNA, 1125 nt
Organism: Ricinus communis (castor bean)
Lineage: Eukaryota; Viridiplantae; Streptophyta; Magnoliopsida; Malpighiales; Euphorbiaceae
Product: nudix hydrolase 18, mitochondrial
Exons: 5
Coding region: 224-805 (193 amino acids)
Cellular component (GO): nucleus; cytoplasm
Molecular function (GO): pyrophosphatase activity
Source: RefSeq, a predicted model, not a curated record